[Candida] anglica is the source of this 684-nucleotide messenger RNA. The record is from the annotation of a GenBank genome assembly. Lineage: Eukaryota; Fungi; Ascomycota; Pichiomycetes; Serinales; Debaryomycetaceae.
CCUUAGACAUAUACUUAAAAUCUGUAUCAAUCUAUCUAGCAUCCACUUUUUAAUUGACGUUGUGCUGAAGAAAGGAUUGGUUGUUUUAUUGAGAAGUUUUUGUUCUUUUUUAUAUAUACAUAGAAUUGUUGAUUGCCACCAUUCAUAUUAAAAUCAUUACAUCAUUGAUAAAAUGGCAGCCUUACCAAAGAGAAUUAUUAAGGAAACAGAAAGACUUUAUUCCGAACCUGUGCCUGGUAUAACAGCCGUGCCAUCUGAAGAAAACCUUCGUUAUUUUGAAGUCACCAUUGAAGGUCCUUCAUCAUCUCCAUAUGCUGAUGGUGAAUUUCAAUUAGAAUUAUAUUUACCAGAUGAUUAUCCCAUGUGUGCACCAAAAGUGAGGUUUUUAACUAAGAUCUAUCACCCAAAUAUUGAUAAAUUAGGUAGAAUUUGUUUAGAUGUAUUAAAAGAUAAUUGGAGUCCGGCCUUACAAAUCCGAACCGUGUUACUAUCUAUACAGGCUCUCUUAGGAGCACCAAAUCCAGAUGAUCCAUUGGCUAAUGAUGUUGCUGAAGACUGGAAGAAAGAUGAGCAAGCAGCCAUUCAAGUUGCCAAGGACUGGACUGCCAAGUAUGCUACAAAGAAGGAGAAUUAAAGAGAAAGUGUAUAUGUGAAAAUGUGAAUGUUUUUUUUUUUCUUUCUAAA